AUUGUAGUCCACGGAUAACUCGGGCUGGGUGAACUCAUCAGGAGCGAUCUUUGCAUUGGUGUACUUGGCGCUAAUGCAAUUGAUAGUGUUAUUUUUUGUAUCAAUCAAUUGUUAAUAAAAAUGUAAAUCAAAGUACAGAGACUCUGUCUUUAUUUUAUUAAAAAAUACAGUAAGAAUGAACCUUGUACAAAUAAAUAUGAGUGAUCACGAAAAAAUAUUGGAACACUUAGAACAAGUUGAAUAUAAAGCUGGUGAGAUUCUCACUGAUCUCGACGAGAUAGUCGCUCUGGAUAAACGAAGGAACGAUAAUCGCGUUGGAAUGAAAUUCCUAGAAAAAGAGCCGUAUAAAAAAACGUGGAUAACGGUGGGUCCAUUGCUGCUGAAGAUGCAAUCUAUAGAACUGCUCAAGAAAGAUAAUUUUUCCUAAAUUCAUGCUAUUGGAGAGAAAGUAAUAACACAAUUAAUAAGAUAAGAGGGUUUACUUAAAGAUAAAAGUAAACGAAUUACGCGAUUUAGAGUUAAUUCCACCGGCAUCUGGAAUUAUGUUAAAUCCUAUAUCCCACAAAGAAAUGGAGGCAAUGAAUCAAGUAUUAGGUCGAAGUGUUUAAUAUGCAUAAAAUCAACAAAU
Odontomachus brunneus is the source of this 628-nucleotide messenger RNA. Its product is annotated as p53 and DNA damage-regulated protein 1-like. The transcript is spliced from 3 exons. The coding region runs from base 176 to 427 and encodes 83 amino acids. NCBI's taxonomy places the organism in Eukaryota, Metazoa, Arthropoda, Insecta, Hymenoptera, Formicidae. The record is from RefSeq and is a predicted model, not a curated record.